Lathyrus sativus (Indian pea) is the source of this 642-nucleotide messenger RNA. Lineage: Eukaryota; Viridiplantae; Streptophyta; Magnoliopsida; Fabales; Fabaceae. The record is from the annotation of a GenBank genome assembly.
AUGAAAUCUAUAUUUCUAACAUUUGUGAUUCUCUUUGGCUUGUCCACCCAGCCCUUGUUCGGGAAGGCUGAUGCUUCGCCUGAGCAAGUGGUUGACAUAGAAGGCAACAAGGUUCGGGUCGGAGUAGACUACUACAUCCGACCCGUCCCAACAACCCCGUGCAAUGGACGCGGGCCUUGUGUCGUUGGCAGUGGUUUUGUUCUUGUAGCAAGAUCACCAAACGAGACAUGUCCACUUAAUGUUGUAGUGGUCGAGGGUUUUCGUGGUCAAGGAGUAACAUUUACACCGGUUAACCCUAAGAAAGGUGUUAUUAGGGUUUCCACUGAUCUCAACAUUAAAACUUCCAUUGAAACAGUGUGUGAAGAGUCCACAGUAUGGACGCUUGAUAAUUUUGAUUCUUCAUCCGGACAAUGGUUUGUGACUACUGGUGGGGUUGUCGGAAAUCCUGGUAAAGACACCAUUAGCAAUUGGUUCAAGAUUGAGAGGUAUGAAGAUGACUAUAAGCUUGUGUUUUGCCCUACUGUAUGCAACUUUUGCAAGCCCUUGUGCAGAAAUGUUGGAGUCUUUAGGGAUAGUAAUGGGAAUCAACGUGUUGCUCUCACUGAUGUGCCUUACAAAGUUAGGUUCCAACCAUCUGCUUGA